AUGUCAUUUUUGAAGGGAUUGGUUGGACCUAGAAUGCUUUCAUCUGUGCAAGCAACUCAAGCUCCCGCUAAUCCCUCUGUUGCUAUCACUACUCCCAAUAUGGGUGGAAACGUAGGUACUCAUGCUUUAUUCCGUCUUUUGUUGGGUUCAUUUAUGACUGGUAAUGAGUAUGACAUGCUGACUAAGUUUUUGAAGCUUAAGCCUCAUGUGUUUCUUGGUUCUGAGAAUGAAGAUGCUUAUGACUUUAUCUUAGAUUGCUAUAAGAUGCUUCAUAAGUUGGGAAUUGUCCAUCAGCAUGGGUUGAAAAAGUAUGUGCCUAGGACUUUGAGAGACUGUAAGAAGGAUGAAUUUAUGGCUUUGGAGCAAAGUGGUAUGUUUGUGGCUGCUUAUGAGCCCAAGCGGACAAAAUCAGACUUAGGCCCAAACCUUUCCUUUUUUCUUUAUUUCUUUUUUUUUUAUUGUUAUUGCAUUGACCUUGAAAAGGCAUAUGACAAGGUGCCAAAGAAUGUCCUCUGGAGGUGCUUGGAGGCUAAAGGUGUCCCGAUGAUUUAUAUUAGGGCGAUAAAGGACAUGUACGGUAGAGCCAAGACUCGGGUUAGAACGGUUGGAGGAGACUCGGAACAUUUCCCAGUUGAGAUGGGGUUGCACCAGGGAUCAGUCCUUAGCCCUUUUCUAUUUGCUUUGGUGAUGGAUGAGUUGACGCGGUCCGUUCAGGAGAAUGUCCCAUGGUGUAUGUUAUUUGCGGAUGACAUAGUACUGAUUGAUGAGACGCGGGACAGAGUUAAUGCGAGGUUGGAGGUGUGGAGACAAACGCUGGAGUCCAAAGGGUUCAGGUUGAGUAGGACCAAAACAGAAUAUUUGGGGUGCAAAUUCAGUGAUGCAUUGGAUGAGGCAGAUGUGGAUGUGAGACUUGCCACACAGAUCAUUCCUAAGAAAGAAAGUUUUAAGUAUCUUGGGUCUGUAAUCCAAGAAAGUGGUGACAUCGACGAUGAUGUCACACAUCGCAUUGGGGCUGCUUGGAUGAAAUGGAGGCUUGCCUCUGGAGUCUUGUGUGAUAAGAAAAUCCCGCCUAAACUUAAAGGUAAGUUCUACAGAGUGGUAGUUAGACCGUCCUUGUUGUAUGGAGCGGAGUGUUGGCCAGUCAAGAACUCACAUGUUCAGAAAAUGCAUGUUGCGGAGAUGAGGAUGUUGAGAUGGAUGUGUGGGCACACUAGGAGCGAUAAGAUUAGGAAUGAGGUUAUCCGGGAGAAGGUGGGAGUGGCCUCUGUGGUGGACAAGCUGAGGGAAGCGAGACUGAGAUGGUUUAGACAUGUGAAGAACUACACAUUACCAAGGACAUGA
Messenger RNA from Solanum tuberosum (potato), 1341 nucleotides. RefSeq lists its product as uncharacterized. Lineage: Eukaryota; Viridiplantae; Streptophyta; Magnoliopsida; Solanales; Solanaceae. The transcript is spliced from 3 exons. The record is from RefSeq and is a predicted model, not a curated record. Bases 1 to 1341 code for a protein of 446 amino acids.